Molecule: messenger RNA, 1405 nt
Organism: Felis catus (domestic cat)
Lineage: Eukaryota; Metazoa; Chordata; Mammalia; Carnivora; Felidae
Exons: 9
Coding region: 71-1405 (444 amino acids)
Source: RefSeq, a predicted model, not a curated record
UAACCUGGCACCCAUGUUCUAGGAAGGUCCCAUACCAGGCUCACUUGCCUACAGACCCAGAGACUUUAGGAUGUUCUCUUGUUGUUUUCCCAGGUACCGGGGCUCUGGAUGCCAGAAACCCCAGUGCGCAGGAUUACUCAGAUGUUGGAGAGGUUUCCUUAACCCACGCUGGCGAUGCCUCAGGAUGUUUUCCAGGAGGUCACAUAAGAGCCACAUGCCAGAGAUGGAGGAGAAGCUGAAUGAGAGCCCCUGCUCUACUUCCCUGAAGGAAAGGAGGAAGCCCCAUGCCAUCAGCACGAAGCCGCGCUGGCUCAGGGGUAUGAACAUCUCACCCAUGCCCGACAAUGAGAACCGUGAGGAAGGGACCACCGAAGGAGGCUGGAUGCUACUGGAACAGCGAGUGGAGCACCUGGUACCUGCUUUCCUGGGUGGAGACCCCUCCUACCUCUUCACAUUCUUGAGCACGUACAGAGCUUUUGCUACCACCCAGCAGGUCCUGGAAAUACUGUUUAUGAGAUACGGAUGCUUCCAUUCGGAGGCUGAGGAGGAUGGCGGACCCCGGGAGCAGGAGAAACUGGCCAUCUCCUCCAUCCUGGGCACCUGGAUGGAUCACUACCCCGAGGAAUUUUUCCGCCCUCCAGACUUCACCAGCUUGAAGCUGCUGCGGGCGUACGUAAGGGUCCACAUGCCGGGCUCCGAGCUGCAGCGCCGCGCCCGCCUUCUCUACUCAUGGCGGAAACACCCUUUGGCAGCAGCUCUAGAGCCCCGUCCAGACGUGCCUCGGGAGCGAGCCCCCGCUAUCUCUGUGGUGCCCACUGCAGCCUCGCAGCCCAGGCUGCCGGAAGCCACCAGUUCUCCUGGAGCUCAGCGCGUACGAGAAUCGGAGACCCUCACUGCAGCGACCCCACCAGGGCAUGAGGAAUGGACCAUCGACGGAGGCUGGAUGCUACUGGAACAGCGAGUGGAGCACCUGGUACCUGCUUUCCUGGGUGGAGACCCCUCCUACCUCUUCACAUUCUUGAGCACGUACAGAGCUUUUGCUACCACCCAGCAGGUCCUGGAAAUACUGUUUAUGAGAUACGGAUGCUUCCAUUCGGAGGCUGAGGAGGAUGGCGGACCCCGGGAGCAGGAGAAACUGGCCAUCUCCUCCAUCCUGGGCACCUGGAUGGAUCACUACCCCGAGGAAUUUUUCCGCCCUCCAGACUUCACCAGCUUGAAGCUGCUGCGGGCGUACGUAAGGGUCCACAUGCCGGGCUCCGAGCUGCAGCGCCGCGCCCGCCUUCUCUACUCAUGGCGGAAACACUGUGAGCCCAAUGAGCCCGAGUCUCUGGGCGAGGAGGACUCUGGGUGGGAGAUGUGGGCGUGUGGAGGGGACGGGGUAUGCCACAGAGAACGUGUUUCCUGA